This is a messenger RNA of Talpa occidentalis (Iberian mole), 2356 nucleotides long. It is a transcript of the gene NDEL1, whose product is annotated as nudE neurodevelopment protein 1 like 1. Gene Ontology annotation, cellular component: centrosome; kinesin complex; kinetochore. The transcript is spliced from 9 exons. Bases 147 to 1184 code for a protein of 345 amino acids. Gene Ontology annotation, biological process: microtubule nucleation; establishment of mitotic spindle orientation; mitotic centrosome separation. Lineage: Eukaryota; Metazoa; Chordata; Mammalia; Eulipotyphla; Talpidae. Gene Ontology annotation, molecular function: microtubule binding. The record is from RefSeq and is a predicted model, not a curated record.
GCGCUGAGGUGCGGGGAGUGGAGCUCUGGGCUGCGGAGGGGAGCGGAGCUGAGCGCCUGGGCGGACCUGGCCAGGUCAGCAGAGUAGAGACGCCGGUGGAGCGGCGGCGAACAUGCGUUUUUGACACUUUGGAGGCUUUCUUGAUCAUGGAUGGUGAAGAUAUACCAGAUUUUUCAAGUUUAAAGGAGGAAACUGCCUAUUGGAAGGAACUUUCCUUGAAGUAUAAACAAAGCUUCCAGGAAGCCCGGGAUGAGCUAGUUGAAUUCCAGGAAGGAAGCAGAGAAUUAGAAGCAGAGUUGGAGGCCCAAUUGGUACAGGCUGAACAAAGAAACAGAGACUUGCAAGCUGAUAACCAAAGACUGAAAUAUGAAGUGGAAGCAUUAAAGGAGAAACUAGAACAUCAAUAUGCACAGAGCUACAAGCAGGUUUCAGUAUUAGAAGAUGAUUUAAGUCAGACUCGGGCCAUUAAAGAACAGUUGCAUAAGUAUGUCAGAGAGUUGGAGCAGGCCAAUGAUGACCUGGAGCGAGCAAAAAGGGCAACAAUAGUUUCACUGGAAGACUUUGAACAAAGGCUGAAUCAGGCCAUUGAACGAAAUGCAUUUUUAGAAAGUGAACUUGAUGAAAAGGAAUCUUUGUUGGUUUCUGUGCAGAGGUUAAAGGAUGAAGCAAGAGAUUUAAGACAAGAACUGGCAGUUCGGGAAAGACAGCAGGAAGUAACCAGGAAGUCAGCUCCCAGUUCUCCAACUUUAGACUGUGAAAAGAUGGAUUCUGCUGUCCAAGCAUCCCUUUCUUUGCCAGCUACUCCUGUUGGCAAGGGAACAGAAAACAGUUUUCCUUCACCAAAAGCUAUACCAAAUGGUUUUGGUACCAGUCCACUAACUCCUUCUGCUAGGAUAUCAGCACUAAACAUCGUGGGAGAUCUCUUACGGAAAGUAGGGGCUUUAGAAUCCAAAUUAGCAGCCUGCAGGAAUUUUGCAAAGGACCAAGCAUCACGAAAAUCAUAUAUUUCAGGGAAUGUAAACUGCGGGGUGACAAAUAACAAUGGCACAAAGUUCUCUCGAUCAGGGCAUACAUCUUUCUUCGACAAAGGGGCAGUAAACGGCUUUGACCCAGCUCCUCCUCCUCCUGGUCUGGGCUCCUCACGCCCGUCGUCGGCCCCGGGUAUGCUGCCUCUCAGUGUGUGAGUGCUCGGCCUCCAGUUGGGGGCUCCUGCCCUCCUCCAACAACCCAGGACACCCACGCCUCACCCCUCGGUGCCUGGGCCCAGCCUGUGCCUCUCCGCCUGCCUCCCCAUGGCCGGCAGAGGGCAGGCUGCAUGCAGUGGCGGCUGCUGGGCCCUGCCCAGCCCCAGGACUCUGCGCGAUAUCAAUACUGGCUAUUUUCUCUUCUCGCCGUAGUGCCGUUGGUUUCACAUGAUUGCACUUUUGUGGGUCACAAGGUGAUACAUAUGUGUAUUACUUGGUCACUGGAUGCAGAAGUACUCAUUCAUCACACCUGCCUCUUAGCCUCCAACCUGCUGUACUGAUAGGAUUUAGUUGUGUUUAGGACAUUACAGAUCUUCUAGAAGUUCUUCCCCAAAUCAGGUUGACAUAUGCCCUCCUCCUGAGCUGCCCCAAGCAUCUUCAGUGCUAAUGAUCAUGUUAUCCCCAGUUUUGCCCCUUCCCCCCUUACAGUUUGAGCCUGUUGCUGGCAAAGAGUCAGGAAGGUCAUCGAAUUAGGUAACAUUUUCUGCACCUUUGAUUUUAAUUUAGCGCAGUUAUCAUUCCGUAGACUUGUCUCCCGGAGCAGUGAAACGCUUGUCUGAGUCCCCCAUGGCAGGAGCUUCUGUGGUCUGGGCGCACACAGGGCUAUGUCUCUGUGCUGUCUCCCUCCCCCAUGUGCCUCAGACUCGGGGUGCAAGGUAGUGGCAACUUCCUUGCCAGCUUUCUGGUCCUUCAGUUAAAUGACAUCUUCAGACCAUUUUUGUUUUGUCUUCUAAGGGCCUGUCCGGUUGUGUUGGGAAGGGUUGAGUGGCAUGGGGCUGGCCAAGCUGGCUCCUGGGGGGCAGACUGACCACGAGUGGUUGUCCUGUGCAUCCUUUGAUUACGCUCAUGCUGCAUUUACUGUUUACAUUUGUUUUAUUGUACAUAGGUUUGUAAACAUUACUGCCUAAGGUAUUUGUAUAUAACUUGGGCUUUGUAGCUUUUAUUUAUUCAGAACUCAUAUGGCAUGUUAAUGACUUAUGAUGGUGUCCUACUCUGGGCAGUGGUAUAGGAUCAUCAUGUGGUUAAAAAAAAAAAAAAAAAAGAAAAUACUUUUCCCCCUUCCCAAAUCUUUUAAUGUGGAAACAAUAAAUUUCACAGAAAAAAAAAAAAAA